GACACGCUUUUAUAACAGAGAAAACUGGCUGCAGUUGUGAGGCCUCAUCAUCGUCUGUUUUGACGCAAAAUGGGGUGACAAGCAGAAAUGCGCGCGCAGCUGGUCGGCGGGAAUCUCAAUGAGUGACGGGUCAUGUGGACUUUGUUCGCCACACAACUAGUGUCUCUCUUUUUGAGUUCAGUCUGUUGACGGUACGUGUACGUGUAGGUAGCAUGGAGCGGACCUUCUUGGAAAAUGUGUUUCUUUUCAGCCUCAAUAUGGCCGGCUGGUUAUGGGGAGUAGUUAGUUUUUUGCCGUGGUACUACCUAGUGGGAAGGAAGCAGUAUCGACCUCGCAAUAAAGUUCAAGCGAGGCCUGUGAGUCAACUUCCAGGAGCCCCUUAUCGCUGUGUGGAACAUUUCGAUUCAUUAGUGACAACGCUGUACGAUGGUGUCACAACGUUGGAUCAACUAUUUAAGCGAGCUGUGAACUUGUACCCAUAUAGAAAAUGUCUAGGGACGCGCGAAGUUCUCAGGGAGGAAGAUGAAAUGCAACCCAAUGGCAGAGUGUUUAAGAAACUUAUUUGUGGGGAGUACAACUGGUUGACAUAUGCCGAGGUAGAUGCCAGAGCAAGAGCCUUUGGAAGAGGAUUGGCUGCUCUAGGACAGCAGCUCAAAGAGAACAUUGCAAUAAUCUCUGAAACAAAAGCUGAGUGGAUAAUAGCAGCACAGGGAUGUUUUGCUCAAAAUUUUCCAAUUGUUACAGUUUACACCACUCUGGGAGAUGAAGCCCUUGUUCAUGCCAUCAACGAAUCAGAAGUCCGAUUUAUUAUCACCGAUAGCUCUUUGCUCAGCAAGCUUUCUGCUCUGAUUGACAGACUACCGAAAGUUGAACACAUUGUGUACUUAGGAAAUGUUGCAAAGAAAUCAGCAUUGCUAGGCUUUUCAAGGAGAAUAAAAGUCCAUUCCAUGAGUGAAAUUGAAGAGAUCGGUGAAUCACAAAUUAACCGUAAGCUCUUGUUUUAUCUUGCCUUUGAUUUAGAUUGGUUAGUAAGAGGUUAGCAACUUUUCCCCCCA
Messenger RNA from Orbicella faveolata, 1055 nucleotides. Its product is annotated as long-chain-fatty-acid--CoA ligase 4-like. The record is from RefSeq and is a predicted model, not a curated record. NCBI's taxonomy places the organism in Eukaryota, Metazoa, Cnidaria, Anthozoa, Scleractinia, Merulinidae. Gene Ontology annotation, molecular function: long-chain fatty acid-CoA ligase activity. Gene Ontology annotation, cellular component: endoplasmic reticulum; plasma membrane; lipid droplet. Gene Ontology annotation, biological process: neuron differentiation; long-chain fatty-acyl-CoA metabolic process; long-chain fatty acid metabolic process.